AUGUGUGGAAUUUUCGCCUACUGCACUUUCCUCGUUGAGAAAGAUAGAAAAUACGUCUGUGAUGUUUUGUGUAAUGGUCUCGCUCGUCUUGAAUACCGAGGUUACGACAGUGCCGGUAUCGGAAUUGAUGGUGAUACUCCCACAUCACCUUUGGUCCUCUUCAAGACCGUAGGAAAAGUAGCAUCCCUCCGAAAAGAUAUUGAAGAGGCCAUUAUCACUCCUUCCCCUGCUAAUGAAGGUGCCGAGCCUUCAAAAGUAGACAUGAAGAAAGUCUUCCUCAGCCAAACCUCUAUGGCUCACACUCGAUGGGCUACCCAUGGUGUCCCAAGCAACACAAACUGUCAUCCUCACGUUUCCAACACUCUCACUGAAUUCAGCUUGGUACACAAUGGUAUCAUCACCAACUAUAAAGAACUCAAACUCGUCUUACUCAAACGAGGUUACACCUUCCACACCGACACUGAUACCGAAGCUGUAGCCGUACUUUGUAAAUAUGUAUGGGACAGUCAACCUCACAAAAGAUUAAAUUUCACUGAACUUAUCAAGACUGUUAUCAAGGAACUGGAAGGUUCUUUCGCAUUUGUCUUCAAAUCCACUCACUUCCCUGACGAAAUCGUUGCUGCGCGACGAGGUUCCCCCUUGCUCAUUGGUGUCAAGACCGACAGAAAAUUGAAGGUUGACUUUGUAGAUGUUGAAUUGCCUACCACCGAAGAACGAGUCAACGACAUUGAUGGUGCCGGUCUCCUCGCUGUCCCCAACUCUGUUUCGGAUGGCCGCGGUACCGCUGGACCCAAACUCCGAAGAUCCCAAUCUCGAGCUUUCCUUUCCGAGGACGGCAUGCCCCAACCCAUCGAGUUCUUCGUCGCUUCCGACGCCAGUGCCGUCAUUGAGCACACUAAGCGAGUUUUGUACCUUGAAGAUGAUGAUAUUGCUCAUAUUGCUGAAGGUGAACUUCACAUCCACCGACUCCGACGAGAUGACACUGUCUCUUCCGUUCGAGCUAUCGAACAUCUCGAAAUUGAACUUGCUGAGAUUAUGAAAGGUCAAUACGACCACUUUAUGCAAAAAGAAAUUUACGAACAACCCGAAUCCGUGGUAAACACCAUGCGAGGACGAGUCAACUUUGACACCCGUCAAGUGCUGUUGGGUGGUCUCAAAGCCUAUCUCCCUGUGAUCCGACGAGGACGAAGAUUGCUAUUCGUGGCCUGUGGUACAUCUUACCAUUCGUGUAUUGCUGUCCGAGGUGUAUUUGAGGAACUUACCGAUAUCCCCGUCGCCGUCGAACUUGCUUCCGACUUCCUCGAUCGACGAACUCCAGUGUUCAGGGAUGACGUGGCAAUUUUCGUAUCUCAAUCAGGUGAAACAGCCGAUACUAUUCUUGCCAUGAGAUACUGUCUUGAGAGAGGAGCUUUAUGUCUUGGUGUAGUCAACACCGUUGGAUCAACACUUUCAAGAGAGACUCAUGCCGGUAUCCAUAUCAACGCUGGUCCUGAAAUCGGUGUCGCUUCCACCAAAGCAUACACUUCUCAAUAUGUUGCAUUAGUCAUGAUGGCUGUUCAACUAUCUGACGAUUCAAUUAUCAAGACUGCCCGAAGACAACAGAUCAUCGAUGGUCUUCAUGAUAUCCCUGCUCAGAUCAAGAAGGUUCUCGCCAUGGAUAAAGCUCUUCAAGAAAUGGCUAAGAAUAUGUUGGCAAAAGAAAAGAGUUUACUCAUCAUGGGUCGAGGAUAUCAAUAUGCUACUUGUUUGGAAGGUGCAUUGAAAAUCAAAGAGGUGUCAUAUAUGCAUUCAGAGGGUAUCUUGGCCGGUGAAUUGAAACAUGGUCCGCUUGCUUUGAUCGAUGAACAUCUUCCUGUCAUCUUCAUCAUGACUCGAGACUCUCUCUAUCCUAAGGUACAAUCUGCCUUAUCUCAAGUGACCGCUCGAAAAGGACGACCCAUCAUUAUAUGUAACGAAGACGACGACACAGUUUCCGAUGCAGCUAAAUGUAUACGAGUACCUCAAACUGUCGAUUGUCUACAAGGUUUAAUCAAUGUUAUCCCACUUCAACUGUUGUCAUACCACUUGGCGGUAAUGAAUGGUGUAGACGUUGAUUUCCCAAGGAACUUGGCUAAAUCAGUCACUACUGAAUAG
Messenger RNA from Kwoniella shivajii, 2133 nucleotides. RefSeq names its product glutamine-fructose-6-phosphate transaminase (isomerizing). The transcript has 13 exons. Gene Ontology annotation, biological process: protein N-linked glycosylation; UDP-N-acetylglucosamine metabolic process; fructose 6-phosphate metabolic process. Gene Ontology annotation, molecular function: carbohydrate derivative binding; L-glutamine:D-fructose-6-phosphate transaminase (isomerizing) activity. The record is from RefSeq and is a predicted model, not a curated record. Bases 1 to 2133 code for a protein of 710 amino acids. NCBI's taxonomy places the organism in Eukaryota, Fungi, Basidiomycota, Tremellomycetes, Tremellales, Cryptococcaceae.